UCCCAGAGCGCUUUCUAGUCAACUUUCAUCCCAUUCAUCUUGCAACAACAACAGACUGUCUUGAGAUCGAAUGAACUGCCAGCGGACACAACAAGAGUGAAUAGAUCAAUACCCCGACAUGGAGAAACAACGGCAGCUGUACGACGUCGACACCAUCGCUAUCUGGACGCCUAACGACAAUGCAGACGCGUCGCUGACCUCCUCAUCAAAUGCCUCCUUCCCGACUUCGGGCAACCUGCAGCAACAGCUUGACGAGUUUGACAAGGACGCUAAGCGAAAACUUGCUCGAUGGAAGCAGUGGUUCCUUCGACGCGUUGCCGCCAAUAUUUCGCCCCUCUUCCUUACCACCACUGUUCCCUCUGGGAUUGCCUCCACGCUCACUCCGAUAAAGUCGCCGUGGCAGAUCGCGCUAAGUCCUGACAGUCAUUUCCUAGCAGUCAAUCAUGAGGACAAGAUCGAAUUCAGAACACUUAACUCAAGUUAUCAAAUCGUUCACUCUGUCUGGGGAGCAACCAGCCAACAAGACCUGUACCCAAAGUGGAGGAGGAUCGCGUGGAGUUUCGAUUCGAAGCUAGUGGCAAGAAGUUUCAGCAACGGUACAGUGGAAAUUAUUGAUACGAAAGGAAGGCUCAUCGGGUCGAUUCUGCCCAAGAUUCAGCAACAGGAUGCACCAGUAGAGGACGAAGGGGUCUCGAGCGGUGGCACCAGUCAAUUGUUUGUCGAACCCCUGUGUUAUCUUGGAUUCGUCAAUACGAGGAAGAGCAAGAAUGAAGAUGGUUUUGGAGUCAAAUUCAACGGACACAACUAUGCAUACGAACUCAUCACGAUCACAUACGACGGCGCCCUCAGGAGCUAUCUCUUCAACACGCCUGAGGCAUUAGGCCAGUCCGACUCCACGCCAACGUCGCCGUUAGAGGAUUAUCCUAAAAGAAAAAACCUCCAGCACCGAAGGUCGUUGCUCGCAACGCAAUCGCUACUGACACCAAGGCAGAGCUCAUGGGCAAGAGAGGGCUAUUCAGACCCAGGUUUUUUUUGUCCCUACCACACAUUCACCUUUAAGGAUACUUUCAGGACAGUAGCAUGCGCCAGCAUUGAUGAACAUAACGGCAUUCUGUGCGUCGGAGGUACUCCGCACCAGAGUAAAGAACCAGCAGACAAUUCUGGCACACAGGCGGGUGUACAGUUCUGGACGAUUGAGCGAGACUCGCCAUACUAUCAGAGGUAUAACACAGAUGGUCAACUCCAAAGUUCAGUCGAUAGUGUCUUGGACAGAACGCCUCAAGCAUCGGACGCAAUAAGAUACCCAACAGGUCUCUCCGCGAUCGGCCCGACUCUUCAAAAACUGUUCGAGCGCGAUGUCUAUCUCACGAACCAUUCCGUUCAUACGAUUGUUGUCCACGAAAAGUACGGAGCGCUUUCAUUGGACAGCUCAGGGUCUCUCACCAGUUGGACAUUAUCCAAGGAGCGCGGCGGGGUGUUGAAGAUGACAUGGAACAGCGAGCAUUUAAACUACUAUGCCAGAUCCGAAGAGCACAGCACGCUUUCCUUUCAAGAGUUUCAGGAACUGGUGAAGGAAUACCAGUCCAACGGAACAUCGACACAUUUGAUCGGAGUGGCCAAUGGACGGUGUGUCUCGAUGCGGUUUUGGGCUGAGGAUGCCAUUCUACUGGGGUACGAGAGUGGAGCCAUGAUCGUCCUUCAAAUCCCAGAGUUGAUCAAUAUUUUGGGUCAGGAGCCCAAGGUGUUUGCCUCAUGCCUCGAGUUCACUAAUUCUGGAUUCAGCGCGCACGAUGAGCAGGUAUUUGUCAUUGAGGAGAUCACCAGGAUGAUUCGUGCUCGUGUGGUGGGGGACCGGUGGAUCAUGAUGACGGACCAGGAGGAUAAGGCCAUGGGCGAACCAACCGAGCAGGAGAUCGCACAGAUGAUGGGUAAUGAGCGCCUUCUCUUCAAGUGGAUUGCACAGCUGACAAAAUAUUUUGGGUCCAAGGACGCCGACGAGCGCCGAGCCAAGCUCCAAAGACUGAUCCUUGUCCCCAAGCGGACCUUGAGCCUAUACCGGAUGCUUCGCGUGCCACCGGAGGAGCUGCUAUAUCGCAAGUUGGAAGGCAGGGACUACUCUUCCGCACUAGCCAUCGCUACAACUUAUGAGCUGGACACAGAUGUUGUCUACCAGUAUCAGUGGAAGCAACUCUCUCAUAUCAGUGCAGACGUCGUGUCGAACUUGCUGGACAAGAUCACGGAUAAGCAAUGGGUUCUCGCCAACUGUCUUGAAAGCGUUACGGAGGACCACGAAGGCAUCAGGACGCUUCUUGAAUACGGUUUGCAGCUCACCGAUAGCCUUAUGGACGACAUUAUCAGACGAUACGAGCUAGGUACAGAGGUUAAGAUUGACUGGAUUCGAGCCGCCGCCUCAGGAGAGCCCAUGAGAGCCAAAACAAGCGAACUACUACUCGCGGUUCAGUUAGCCGAACGGGAAAUGUUGUGGUGCAAGUAUCGGUGGUAUUUUCUGAAGUACCUUAAUCGGCUCUCAACUUUUACUGAGUUAACCAUCAUGGAAAAGCAGUGGAGGACGCGUGAGGAAGCCAGGAUUUCAAGGCUGCUAUCAAAACAUCCCAAGACUAAAGAUCCGUUGGACCCACUCGGUAUUCUAUACGAUGACGCCGCGGACCAGAGAACUCCUCCAUUACCGCUUCUCACUGGGUCGUACAACACGUUUAAGGACAUGGAUCUAUCUGCUCUGGCUCGAAUUUAUGCAGAAGCAGAGUUCAUUGAAGGCGUCAGGAUCCUCUUUACUCGGCACAACCGGGAGACGUGGCCGUGGAGGAUGACUACGCUUAACCGCAUUCCAGAGACAUGUCCGACGGAGGCGUACAGGGGCCUUUUGCCGCGACUCGACCCAGCAACGAGAGUGGAAAAGCCAUGGGCGCCGGAUCAUCCAUGGAGAGAACUUGACUGGGCGGAAAUUCCAGAGUUAAGGACACUGGUCUUUGGAUCAGCAGAUCACGAAAUGGAUGCAUAUCUACACCAGCAGGCGUUAGCUCUGGAAGAGCGCAAGGCCGCCCACGGAGGGAAUGAGGCAGUAUCGCUGGAUAUGGUGGCCAUCAAGCAGGAAGCCGAGGAGAUUCUGCCGUCACCUCUCCCAUUUCCUGCUUCGGGUGAGGACCUCUCGCACUGGUAUAUUGAUCGAGCACUGGAGAUCGACAGGAAUGCAGGACAAAUCAUCGAGCAGCGACGCCUUAUCCAGUACGGCACCGACAACUAUAUCCCACUACUGGAGACGAUCAGCGAGGAUCUGGAGAUUCUUUACAAAUUGCUGUACGAGAUUAAGCCUGAUAACCGCCGACCAGAGGCAAAGGCAAUGUGGGCGGAUACGGUUCAGGAUCUUUCGCUCGAGCAAUUUUCGCUUAUGAACCCGAUGGAGGUGGUUCAGCUCUGUCUAGGCAUGAGUGAUGAGCAUACAAUCGUGCAGGACAUUCGACGUCUUGUACUGCCCUAUCUCACAGUUGUUAUCCCACGACGCUGGCAGCGAAGCGACCCCGUCCAUGUUCCUGGGCAGGGCCUACCCGCUGGACAAGACUCUCAGAACCCCAUGUCGUAUCUGUAUGCCUUUCUUCUGAGACAGAGCCCAAAUCACCUUUCAUGGGUUGGUGCUGUCAUUCAAGCCUCGAAGCCAGUGUACGAACCGGAUGAGCGUAUUAUCAGCAACGAUAUGGAGUUGUCUUGGCUGACGAUGUCGUGCAUGUACGGCUGCAGAACCGUGGACGAAUGGAAAGUGAUGAGCGACAUGAUCGUCUGUUUGCCAAUGUUUGAGCAGACGGAGGACGUGGACGAGACCAUUGACAAGGUCCGCCGAGCAGAGCUUCGCAAAAACAUCUUUGUUACCUUUGGAAGCGAUCUCAACACCUCUUCGGCGCCGGCUCAGGAUCGCUCUCGGAUAUCCCAACAGUUGGAUCCCCUCAAUAUGUAUCCUGCCUUUGUCAAGUAUGCGCCAACGCAGGGACUGAUGCAGCACGCUCUCGAUACCCUUGAGCAAAAUUUGACUGCUGCAGAGACACUGGCGCGAUACGACCUUCCUGUGCAGCUCUCCUGGUUCCUGGAGAACUCGGACUCGGAGGCAAGCCAGCUGCAGAUGGUCACCAAGAUGGCAAGACUCGCUAGUGGAGGACCGGAGAGAAUGGGUGAGCGCUUUGAGAGCGACGACGAGUGGAUGUUGCUUUUGGAGGAUUUGAUCCGAUUACGCGGAGGCGAAAAGGGAGGUGGGGUGUUGGGUCGGGUUUCCGAACAAGAUAUUUACAGAGAGUACCUGGCUGGUGUUUUGAGCUGCGGAAAAUUCGAGCUCGCAAGGGCGAUUUUGUUCCCACCAGGAAUGCUCCCACCGGUCCGGCUGGCGACAGCUGAAAAGCUGGUCAUCGAUUGCUCGAAUGAGAUGUUUAACAAUGCGACCUCUGGCAACAGACAUCAGGGACUUAUGAAGAUGGCAUACGAUUGCUUGAAAGUUCUUCCAGAGACCACAAAUAUUCGGAAGGAGAUGGAUCUGAUCGAGGCCACCAACUUCAUGACUUCGACGUACAACCUCACUGCCCCAGGAAGUAGCACUACGAUUCUCCCGUUCCAGAUCCGUGCGACUGAGAAUCGACUCUCGUUGGUGCGACGGUUGAUUAUGAGCCAGGAGAACGCCUACCGUGAUCACGCUGCAAUGCUCGAGCUAGCCAUCAAGGUCACCGGUAUCGGUCAAAAGAAAACAUUACGGCAGCAAAUCGAGAUCCAAGUUGUGGGCAUGCUCAUCGAGGCAGCUCUCAAAGAGAAGAAUCACGUUUUUGCGAUCCAACAAGCCGAACGACUGAUGGAGCUGCUCAGAACCUCAGGAGCGCUCGAUAUGAAUGCAGAUGGAUCUCCAAGGAUGAGGCGGGUUGUGAAGAGCAACAGCUUCGUUACUGGUGGUGGGGGCAACAGUGAGGACAGCGCAUCGACACCUUCGCGACCAGAUUCUCCUUCGUCGUUAUCUUCCCGGCCAGGAUCAAGAGCUGGGACGUCAUCUGGGCCCUCUACCGCGGCACAUGGGCCGUCAUUGCAAGGACUUGGUGAUCCUGAUGCCAGGAACCCAUGGGAAAUAUUUGUCCAAGUCGCAACGGAAUCUGUAGGACGAGAGUAUUCUAAGCGAAUGGCUGUUGCUGGAUACGCGCUUGCUUGUUGUCCUGCCGACAAGAUUGAGAGCGUGUUGGAGUUGUGGAGAUCACUCGAGAUGGAAUCUGUACACGCGCCGGUACCGGAAGUCGAUCCUCGUCGUGGUGUGGCUGGGUUCAUGUCGACCAUGAUAGACAGGUCAUCGUCUGGAUCCAAUGGUAUGUCAGCGCCAGGGCUGGGCUAUGGGACUGGGUAUAAUCCCAAUAAUGUUAUUGUCAGUGGAGCCGGAACGCUGGGCGGAGGUGGGGGUCCGUUGGCCGAGAUCAUUGGACGAGUAGGCACAAACAAAUCGAACAGCACGUACCAUGACCAUACUCGGAGAGAACAGAGUAUGAACAGCCAUGCUGAGCAAGAGGGGGGACGGAAGCGGGACAAGCUCAAGUCGCUGGUAAGCUCUAUCUGGGCACAAUAAUAUCAAUAUAAAAAAAGCAAUCUAGGGCUCUGGAGCCAGAAAAGUAUAAAAUAAAAAAAUAAAAAAUCUUUUUU
This is a messenger RNA of Gamsiella multidivaricata, 5670 nucleotides long. Its product is annotated as secretory pathway protein Sec39-domain-containing protein. The record is from RefSeq and is a predicted model, not a curated record. NCBI's taxonomy places the organism in Eukaryota, Fungi, Mortierellomycota, Mortierellomycetes, Mortierellales, Mortierellaceae. The coding region runs from base 119 to 5596 and encodes 1825 amino acids. Gene Ontology annotation, molecular function: SNARE binding. Gene Ontology annotation, cellular component: endoplasmic reticulum membrane; Dsl1/NZR complex. Gene Ontology annotation, biological process: retrograde vesicle-mediated transport, Golgi to endoplasmic reticulum. The transcript is spliced from 4 exons.